This is a messenger RNA of Phytophthora nicotianae INRA-310, 778 nucleotides long. RefSeq lists its product as hypothetical. NCBI's taxonomy places the organism in Eukaryota, Oomycota, Peronosporomycetes, Peronosporales, Peronosporaceae. The coding region runs from base 201 to 440 and encodes 79 amino acids. The transcript has 2 exons. The record is from RefSeq and is a predicted model, not a curated record.
CAGUUGAAAACCGGCAGUACGAAGUCGUGGGAUUCCUGCUUCACUCCAGCGACUCAAGUAUUUUGUCAACUAUUGGCAUAGCAUUAGAAAAUGUAGCCCUUUGUGGUGAUGCCAAGACGGCAAAGCUGCUGGUCAAGAGAUCAAGUUUCCACGACGCAGCUCGAGCGCUAAAUACUGCAGCAAGUAGAAACGAUUUGGCCAUGGUAAAGGUGCUUGCAGCCAAAAGUGGAGAGUCUUACAGAGUGGAUACGUUCAAGGUUGGUGCGAUGGUACGAGCAGCAAAGGAUGGACGCAUGGAAGUGAUGGAGACAUUGAUCAACUACAGCAAUAACCGAACAAAGGAAGAAGCGGUACUGCAACUCUCGUCCAUUGCGAAUACGGAUGUGUUGAGCUCGAUUGUCGAGCUCGAUUGUCGAGAAAUGCGAACUGAAAGCGUAUGAAUAUCUCUUCACUGACGCCGCAGCGAAAGGACUAACCGAGCUGGUACAGCAGUUGAUGCGUCGAGUGGAUGUGAACACCGUCCGUGGAUCUCUCGUAGCCGCCGCUAUGAAUGAACAUACAGAGGUGGUUAAAAAUGCUGCUUGACAAAAAUGAUCUAUCAAACGUAGUUAAGAUUUGAAUACGGUUUGAAGUGACUGAUAAUGCGUAUGGCACGGAAGAAAACCGGCACCCGAAAUCGUUGAAUUGCUGCUUUACUUUACAUCCGUGUGAUCGACAAAAGUACAGCUUAGCCACAGACGUACAGUAUACGUUAAGUUUAAUGAAUAUUGAUCGCAAA